GCAGAGCCAAGAAUGGAAAAUGGAGGCACGCUUAUAAGGCCUGGGCCCCCGAGCCUGGUUUCCUCACCCCUCCCCGCCGGUCACCCUCGCGCCGCCGCCCGCCAAGCCGGCCAGGCAGCCGAUCGCGCACCGGACCCCCCCUCCUUCCCAACUCCGACGUUGGCAAGAGAGGCGGGCGUUCCACCGCCGGUCGAGCCAUCUGCCAACCAAACCAGUAGCUGAUAACCAGCCAACCAUGGCGGCGCGCCCACUCCUGCUGGUGCCGAUGGCACCGCUCCUCGUCCUCGUCCUCCUCUCCCGCGUCCCGCCGGCCGCCCCGGCCAGCUUCCUCGAACCCCUCGAAGACCUCUUCCCGAAGUUGGGCACCGCCAACGCCACCACCACCUCCUCCCCCGCCCCCGCCAACUCCUCCUCCACCCCCGCCCCCUCCAGCUCUGCCAAGUCGCCCGGGCCCGCACCAUCCGCCGCCGCCCCGCCGCCGGCGGCGGUAGACUCGGCGAAGCAGAAGGAGAAGCAGCAGGAGAAGGCGCUGGACGACGCGGCCAGGGAGUGGGGGCGGGCGAAGGGGGUGGUGUCCCCCACCAACUUCACGGGGUCGUACAAGGGCAUGGCCCGGGAGUUCGUCACCGCCCACAACGUGGUGCGGGCGCGCUACGGCGUGCCGCCCCUGAGGUGGGACAAGAAGGUGGCGCGGCACGCGCGGCGCUGGGCCACCGCCAUCCGUCGGAACUGCAAGCUCCAGCACUCGGGCAACCCGUACGGCGAGAGCAUCUUCCUGAGCAACAACAACUGGAACGCCACCGCCAAGGAAGCCGUCGACUUCUGGUGCACCGAGGAGAAAAUCUACGACAAGCAAACCGGCAACUGCACCGACGGCAAACCCUUCGCCGAGUGCGGCCACUUCGCGCUCCUCGUGUCCAAGGGGUACCAGAGGGUCGGCUGCGCCCGCGUCGAGUGCGUCCAUGGCGGCGUCUUCGUAUCCUGCAACUACGCCGCCUAAAGCCUCGAGGAAAGGCCGCCCUUGAGUGGCUGGCCUUGUACGUAGCUAAGCGCUAAGGAAAGCUGCAGCUUCGCAAGCUAAUCGGAGCUGCAACUGCAACCGCUUUGCC
This is a messenger RNA of Panicum hallii, 1109 nucleotides long. RefSeq names its product repressed by EFG1 protein 1-like. Bases 236 to 1000 code for a protein of 254 amino acids. The transcript has a single exon. Lineage: Eukaryota; Viridiplantae; Streptophyta; Magnoliopsida; Poales; Poaceae. The record is from RefSeq and is a predicted model, not a curated record.